UAUUUAACGCAGCAGGUUUCCCGUGACUCCGCCCACUAAUGUUACGUCACUUCGUAAACAAACCAGUCACCGGAAGUGGAGGUCUCAUCGUUCUCUAAUCAAAACAAAAACAUCUCUGCCAGCUUAUUUUUCAGCUCCUCUAAAGGUUUUAUAAAUAUGACAGUGAUACCACGGAUAAUAUAACAGUCACACGUUAUCAACAUGGAGGGGUAGAAAAACGCUAAGUCACGCUGACUAGUUUUAAAUCUAGCUUUUAAUAGGUUAGUGUUAGCUUAGCAUUAGCUUAGCAGUUAGCGCCUCUCCAUGGCGUCCUCCUCUUCCUCCGCGGGGCUCCCUCCUCUCCGACCCGACAGAUCUGCCUCCUCCUCCGGCUCUCACUCCGCUGGCAGACCGCCUCUCCGUCCCCUCCAUCACCCCCUACACCCGGCCCACUCCUCCCCGGGAUGUGUGCUUAUGGUGGAGUCAGUAGACGAUGCGGAGGGUCUGUAUGUUGCUGUGGAGCGAUGCCCGCUCUGCAGCACCUCGCGCCGCAGGCUGACCUGCGCGCGCUGCGUCCAGGCCGGAGACUUCGUGUACUUCGAUGCGAGGAACACUGAGAGAUACAUUGAAAAGUUGGAGCGACUGAAGAAGCUGAAGGAAGAAAAGGAACGGCUUCAACAGAGUGCCAUCCAGAACAUGGACAAGAAGCUGCAGGCGGAUGAGAUGCAAUGGAAGAUCAUGUCGUGUAAAAUGAAGAUCGAGCAGCUGAAGGAGGCGGUCGCCGUGGGGAACGAGGAGACGAAGAGCGAUAAGGAGCUACUGCUUCGCUCUCAGGAGGAGAAACAGCGUCUGCAGCGCCGGGCCGGACGUCACCAGGAGAAACGAGAUAAGAUCGAGCGACACAACCGGCGUCUGGGGGAUCUUCUGGAGAAAAGAAGCCGCGAGCUGCAGAGCCGCCUGGGGCAGCUGGCUACUCUGAGGAGGGACCACAUCCUGGAGCUCAACACACACAUCUUCCCCACGCAGGAGGAUAAGCAGGGCAGCAGAGACCCCGCGGACGUGGUGGCAGAGUGCGACCUUGCGCUGACCUCCAGCACGGUGAGCGAGCUGGCGGAGGCUCGCCGGACCACCUACCUGUCGGGGCGCUGGAUCUGGGACGACCAGAACGGAGAGACCAGCAUCAGCAUCACCGGACCCCCUGUUAUUCUGCCUAGCAACGGGGACUGCUCCGCCUACUACAGCUGGGUGGAGGAGAAGAGCACCAAUGAGGGCCCAGAGUUGGACCACAUCAACCCGGCUCACACCAUCAGCGCCGCUCUCUGCUACGCCACGCAGCUCGUCUCCAUCCUGUCUCACAUCCUGGACGUCAACCUACCUAGGAAGCUCUGCAACAGCGAAUUCUGUGGAGAGAAUCUGAGCAGAUAUCGCUUUACCAGAGCUCUGAGCAAACUGAACACCAACAUCCUCCACCUCUGCUUCUCUCAGCAUGUCGACAGUGACAAGCUGCACCCCCAUCACACUCUGAGGAACAUCAUGUUUCUGGUUUCCCCCGAAAACGACAGCCUGGGCCGGACGGGCCCCUUCGAGGUGAGCGCGGACCUGGAGGAGUCGAUGGAGUUCGUGGAGCCGGAGGCAGCCGGGCCGGCGGAGGAGAGUGGAGACGAGGCGGUGACGGACGAGGAGACGGACCUCGGGACCGACUGGGAGACGGUGCCCAGCCCUCGAUUCUGUGACAUCCCAUCACAGUCCAUGGAUCUUUCCCAGAGUGCACUGCAAGUGUCUCAGCCCUCUGCUAACGCUGGAGGGAUGAUCUCCUCCGCCGCCGCCUCCGUCUCCUCCUGGUUCAGAGCGUACACCGGACAGCGCUGACACAACACGACCAGAACCUGGGCUCUGCUUCAGAUCUGGACUCAAACUCUGGAUCAGGGCUCAGAGGUCAGAGGUCAGCAGGUCGAUGAGAGUUCAAACUAUACUCAGAGACAAUAAUGAGACUAUGAAUUUUAAUGAGAAGGAUCAGAGGGUAACAUGUUCUCUAUUUAAUUCUGCACACCAGCAACUUAUAAUUUAUAACUAAUAAAAUAAUCAAAAACAACAGAUGAUAAAAAUGUUAAAAGUCCAAACACCUGAUCAUCAAGUCCUCUUAAGAUCAUUGAUUUACUGAUUACAUUUUUGUAAUUUUGUGUAUUUUACGAGCUGCAAAAUACACACACAGUAAAAUGUAAAACGUACUGCUUCACUAUUCUUUAAUUCUCUUUUAUAAUGUGUAUAAAAACAUGUAAUGAAUGGGUUAAAAACACACUUGUAUGCAGUCUCAAGCAGAUUGACGUCUGCAUUAUGCAUUUGUUAUGAACUACGUGAAGCUAAGCAGACACUUGUAUCCAAAGGGACUCACAAUAAGUGCAAUAGAUUUAAACUCAGAACAGCAAGAAAAGUGGUUCAAAUGAGCCGAACCAUUGACCGACUAUAACUAGAUCUCUACGGCCGAAAUAUAUUUGAUCAACAUUGAUGUAAAUACUACAAUCAAGUGAGAAUGUAGCGGCAGAUAAUCAAUAUAAGAGGUAGGGCUGCAACUCACAUAGUAUUACUCUUUAAAUGUCAGAAAAAAGUACAACAUGUCCAUCCCUCAAAGUUCAAGGUGGUGUCUCUAAAUGUCUUUUGUCCAAAGGUAUUCAAUUGGAUAUGAUAUAAAACGGAGAAAAGCAGAAAAACUACAUUUGAGAGGCUGAAAAACUGUGUGUUAUUAACCAUUUAUUACACAUUUGUUUACUGAUUAUACAUUUAAACUUUAACAGUGAUUUACUUUUCUCUCGUCGGCCUGCAGCCUCGCUGUCCGUCGCCACAAAGGGACUCUUUCUGCUUUUAUUUUGGCAUUUUAAAAAAAAAAUGUCUUUGGUUUUAUUUGUCUGCGUGAUGACGGGAGCUGACCAACUGAACUCCUAAAAAACAAUUUGUGUUUACUCUCAUGGACGCCGUUCACACUGGACAGCGAAUCAGAAACCGGAGUGACUCUGGUUUCAAACUGUUUUAAAGAAACUGACUUUUCUUGAUUUUUUUUUUGAGCAUCAUGAGGAUCUCAAACUGACGCCGAGAGGAGGAAACGAUGAAUGAAUGUAAACGUCAGACUAUGGGAUGUAUUCUGUGCGACUAAAGAAGAUGGAAACACGUCGGGGGAGUUUCGAUGUUUCUUUGAAGCAGCGUCAGAAGAAGAACUUUAUUGUUCCUGCUGAAGGAACAAAAGUGUGAUUAAAGUUUCUCUGUGUGAAAAGUUUUUAAAUAAAAUCCUGUUUUCUGGAGAAAAAAAA
This is a messenger RNA of Gymnodraco acuticeps, 3281 nucleotides long. It is a transcript of the gene atg14, whose product is annotated as autophagy related 14. The record is from RefSeq and is a predicted model, not a curated record. Bases 304 to 1848 code for a protein of 514 amino acids. NCBI's taxonomy places the organism in Eukaryota, Metazoa, Chordata, Actinopteri, Perciformes, Bathydraconidae. Gene Ontology annotation, cellular component: phosphatidylinositol 3-kinase complex, class III; autophagosome; extrinsic component of omegasome membrane. Gene Ontology annotation, biological process: autophagosome assembly; cellular response to starvation; mitophagy. The transcript is spliced from 11 exons.